UUCUCGACAAUCGUAUUCCGCUUCUCUGACAGUUCGCUCUGCAGCGACUGUCUUUCUCUGCCAUUCCGUCUUAUAUAGAUAUAAAUAUAUAUCGCCACCGCUUCAAAUCCAAUCCCAAAUCGUGGUUCCUGUAGCCAUGGGGUCGCCGAUCUGGCUCUGCUUCUUGGCCCUUCUUCUUGCAUCCCCGAGCACCGCCAUACCCACAAAGCGAACCUACAUUGUCCGCAUGAAGCACGGCCACGUGCCUCUCUCUUACGCCACCCACAGCGACUACUACUCCGCGCACCUCCAGUCGGUCGCCGCAUCCGAUUCGCUUCUCUAUACCUACACCGCCGCCUACCACGGCUUCGCCGCCUCGCUCGACCCUGAUCAGGCCGAGGCCCUCCGCCAGUCCGAUGCCGUCCUGGGCGUCUAUGAAGAUACCGUUUAUUCACUCCAUACGACUCGCACGCCGGAGUUUCUCGGACUCGAUACUCAGUUGGGUUAUUGGAACAGCCCUCAACUCACCAAAGGUUCCGAAGAUGUAAUAAUCGGCGUUCUGGAUACAGGCGUUUGGCCGGAAUCCAAGAGCUUCGACGAUUCCGGCAUGUCCGACGUGCCGUCCAGGUGGAAAGGCCAGUGCGAGUCGGGCCCCAAUUUCAGCGCGUCCCUCUGCAACAAAAAGCUUAUUGGCGCGAGGAGCUUCUCGAGAGGCUACCGUAUGGCGAUCGGAACCGAUCCGAAGAAUUCGAAGGAAGUUGUUUCGCCGAGGGACGACGACGGGCACGGGAGUCACACAGCGAGCACCGCCGCCGGCGCCCACGUGGCUAACGCCAGCCUGCUCGGAUACGCCAGCGGGACGGCGCGUGGGAUGGCAACGCGCGCCCGCGUAGCUGCCUACAAGGUCUGCUGGAAAUCUGGCUGCUUCGGCACCGACAUCCUUGCCGGCAUAGACCGCGCUAUAGCCGACGGCGUCGACGUGCUAUCCAUGUCGCUCGGCGGAGGGUCGGCUCCGUACUACCGCGACACCAUCGCGAUCGGCGCGUUCGCUGCGAUGGAGAAGGGCAUUUUCGUAUCUUGCUCGGCUGGAAACAGUGGGCCCAGCAAAUCCACUCUCGCCAACCUGGCCCCAUGGAUCAUGACUGUCGGAGCCGGAACGCUGGACCGGGAUUUCCCGGCUUACGCCGUAUUGGGAAAUGGCCACCGGUUCACCGGGGUGUCCCUCUACAGUGGAAAGGGGAUGGGGGACGAACCGGUUGGUUUGGUUUACGGCAAAGGUAAUAACGGUUCGAGCAAUGUGUGCUUGGCCGGUUCUCUUGAACCGGAGUUGGUUCGUGGGAAGGUUGUUUUGUGUGACAGGGGGAUCAGCGCGCGUGUGGAGAAGGGCGCGGUGGUGAGAAACGCCGGCGGGGUGGGGAUGAUUCUGGCAAACACGGCGGCGAGCGGCGAGGAGCUGGUGGCUGACAGCCACUUGUUGCCAGCGGUGGCGGUGGGGAGAAAGGUGGGGGACAUGAUCCGGGAGUACGUGAAGUCAGAGUCGAAUCCGACGGCGGUGUUGAGCUUUGGCGGGACGGUGCUGAACGUGCGGCCAUCGCCGGUGGUGGCGGCGUUCAGUUCGAGGGGGCCGAACAUGGUGACGCCGCAGAUCUUGAAGCCGGACGUGAUUGGCCCGGGGGUUAACAUCUUGGCGGCGUGGUCGGAGGCAAUUGGACCCACUGGUAUGGCCAAUGAUGCCAGAAAGACUCAGUUCAACAUCAUGUCAGGAACGUCGAUGUCUUGCCCUCACAUAAGCGGCCUAGCAGCGUUGCUCAAGGCAGCCCAUCCAGAUUGGAGCCCAAGCGCCAUCAAAUCCGCGCUCAUGACCACGGCCUACACCCAGGACAAUACGGGUUCCCCUCUCCGCGAUGCUGUCGAGGGCGACUUCUCCACCCCGUUGGCGCACGGGUCUGGCCAUGUCGACCCGCACAAGGCCCUAUCCCCCGGCCUCGUAUACGACAUCUCAACCAAAGACUACAUCGCAUUCCUGUGCUCCCUAGACUACACUGAAGAGCAUGUCAAAAUGAUUGUCAACCACCCCAAUGUCACAUGCUCAAGGAAGUAUGCCAACCCGGGCCAGCUCAACUACCCGUCAUUCUCCGUCCUGUUCGGGAAGUCGAGGGUUGUAAGAUACACUCGCGUGCUGACGAACGUUGGAGCCGCAGGAUCUGUCUAUGAGGUGGCCGUGGACGGGCCGCCGUCAGUUGCGGUGACAGUAAAGCCUACUAGGCUUGUUUUCAAAAAUGUGGGCGACAAGCUGAGAUACACAGUGACAUUUGUGUCUAAGAAGGGGGCAGAUCCUAAUGGGAGGAGUGCAUUUGGUUCACUUUUAUGGAAAAAUGAACAGAACCAAGUUAGGAGCCCCAUAGCUUAUGCUUGGACUCUGCCGUGAGAUGAUGGCAAGGGUUCCAUGGUUGUAAGAUAGAUGAGAACCUAUGAAGCAGCUGCUAUCAGCCUGGUGAAGUGAUCAAAGGAGGCCCAAAAGUUGGGCAUUUUACAGAGACAUAAAGGGCAUCCAUCCAGGAAUGGGGGAGAGAAAAGUAUCUCCUGGAACAUGUAUUUGGUGUUGUUUUAGUAAGAAACUAAUGUAAUAGAGAUUGAGAUAUCAUAAGUUGUAUUUAGUAUAGCUUUGCAGUUUGUUGCCUGUUUGCAAUGGAAGUUCAAGCUAAUUUUGGGAAGGAA
Diospyros lotus (date-plum) is the source of this 2697-nucleotide messenger RNA. RefSeq names its product subtilisin-like protease SBT1.8. Gene Ontology annotation, molecular function: serine-type endopeptidase activity. The coding region runs from base 137 to 2407 and encodes 756 amino acids. Gene Ontology annotation, biological process: proteolysis. The record is from RefSeq and is a predicted model, not a curated record. NCBI's taxonomy places the organism in Eukaryota, Viridiplantae, Streptophyta, Magnoliopsida, Ericales, Ebenaceae. The transcript has 2 exons.